AAGCUGCUGGUCUAAGCCAUCAGUUCUCUGGAAAAUGCCUGAACACUGCAGAAGCUGGACUGACUUAAAAUCAAGCCUUCUCAAGUCCUUCUUCCAGCUCCCUGAGACCCUUCUAGGAAAGGGUCUCCCUCCUUCUUUCCACUUCUUGAACCCCCGUUCAAGUCUUCCACCCAGUCUCACUUGAAACCCUUUUUCCUCUGCGCCAUAAACCUGCUUCUCUUGCGGUCUCCGCGAUCCUCUUCCUCAAUAUGUUUGGGAAGUUCUUCAAAAGAAAAGCCAGCCGCACUCACUACCGGCCGCGGCCAGCAGUCCCACACUCGGGGGCCCAUUUCUCCGAGGCUUCAGCGGGAGGUGACGCUACACGACAGGUGUCUCUGCCUCCCAGCAGCCCCGCCCCGCCGGCUCCUUCGCCCAGGGUCCGCCCCCACCGUUUCCAGGCCCCGCCCUAGUCCCCGCGGAAGGCGGCGACGGUCACGGUUGCCUGCUCUAACCAGCUCCCGGUAGCCCGGCACCCGAAGGAACGGAUCGUGCAGCUGCACUGAUCGAUCCUGCCCAGCCAUGGACCGGAAGGUGGCCCGAGAAUUCCGGCAUAAGGUAGAUUUUCUAAUUGAAAAUGAUGCAGAGAAGGACUAUCUCUAUGAUGUGCUGCGGAUGUACCACCAGACCAUGGACGUCACUGUGCUUGUUGGAGACCUGAAGCUGGUCAUCAAUGAGCCCAACCGCCUGCCACUGUUUGAUGCCAUCCGGCCACUGAUCCCACUGAAGCAUCAGGUGGAAUAUGACCAGCUGACCCCUCGGCGCUCCAGGAAGCUGAAGGAGGUGCGUCUGGACCGUCUGCACCCCGAAGGCCUUGGCCUCAGCGUGCGUGGGGGCCUCGAAUUUGGCUGUGGGCUUUUCAUCUCUCAUCUCAUCAAAGGAGGUCAGGCAGACAGCGUCGGUCUCCAGGUGGGGGAUGAGAUUGUCCGGAUCAAUGGCUAUUCCAUCUCCUCCUGCACCCACGAGGAGGUCAUCAAUCUGAUAAGAACCAAGAAGACUGUGUCCAUCAAAGUGAGACACAUCGGCCUGAUCCCUGUGAAGAGCUCUCCUGAGGAGCCUCUCAAAUGGCAGUAUGUGGAUCAGUUUGUAUCAGAAUCUGGGGGCAGUCGAGGCAGCCUGGGUUCUCCUGGGACACGGGCACACAAGGAGAAAAAAGUCUUCAUCAGCCUGGUGGGCUCACGGGGCCUUGGCUGCAGCAUUUCCAGUGGCCCAGUCCAGAAACCGGGCAUCUUCAUCAGCCAUGUAAAGCCUGGCUCCCUGUCUGCAGAGGUGGGGUUGGAGGUGAGUGACCCAAAUGGCAUAAUAUUUGCCAAUCUUGGCCCCCCAAAGCCAUGGCUGUGGAUAUACAGCUUUCCCAGGGGCCUGAGCAAAGGGCCUCUUUCUCCCCACCAGGGCCGGGAGCUGUUCAUGACUGACCGCGAGCGGCUGGCAGAGGCACGGCAGCGCGAGCUGCAGCGGCAGGAGCUCCUGAUGCAGAAGCGGCUGGCCAUGGAGUCCAACAAAAUCCUCCAGGAGCAGCAGGAGAUGGAGCGCCAGAGGAGAAAGGAAAUUGCCCAGAAGGCAGCAGAGGAAAAUGAGAGAUACCGGAAGGAGAUGGAACAGAUCGUGGAAGAGGAAGAGAAGUUUAAGAAGCAGUGGGAAGAAGAUUGGGGCUCCAAGGAACAGCUCCUCUUGCCUAAAACCAUCACUGCCGAGGUGCACCCAGUACCCCUUCGCAAGCCAAAGUCUUUUGGGUGGUUUUACCGUUACGAUGGCAAAUUCCCAACCAUCCGGAAGAAAGGAAAAGAUAAGAAGAAAGCCAAGUAUGACAGCCUGCAGGAGUUGAGAAAGAAUAAGAAGGAAUUGGAAUUUGAACAAAAGCUUUACAAAGAGAAAGAGGAGAUGCUGGAGAAGGAAAAGCAACUAAAGAUCAACCGGCUGGCCCAGGAGGUGUCUGAGACAGAACGGGAAGACCUUGAGGAAUCAGAAAAGAUUCAGUAUUGGGUGGAAAGGCUGUGUCAGACGCGCCUUGAGCAGAUUUCCUCUGCUGAUAAUGAGAUUUCAGAGAUGACCACAGGGCCCCCGCCUCCCCCGCCUUCUGUGUCUCCCCUGGCCCCACCUCUGAGACGCUUCGCAGGUGGACUGCACCUCCACACCACUGACCUGGAUGACAUCCCCUUGGACAUGUUCUAUUAUCCCCCCAAGACCCCCUCUGCCUUGCCUGUGAUGCCCCACCCUCCACCCUCUAACCCACCUUCAAAGGUCCCUGCACCCCCUGUGCUUCCCUCAUCGGGCCAUGUGAGUGCCUCGUCCUCACCCUGGGCACAGUGCACUCCACCUGCCAUUCCCAUCCCUCCCCCUCCAUCCAUUCCCACCCAAGACCUCACUCCUACCCGCCCACUGCCCUCGGCCCUGGAAGAGGCAUUGGGCAACCAUCCCUUCCGCAUUGGGGACACCAGCACUCCAGUGGAGGACUGGGAGGCAAAGAAUCACAGUGGAAAGCCUGCCAACUCCCCUGCCCCUGAACGGGGCUUCCCACCCACCCCAAAGACAUUUUGCCCAAGCCCACAGCCUCCACGAGGCCCUGGCGUGUCCACCAUCUCCAAACCUGUCAUGGUCCACCAGGAGAACAACUUUAUCUACAGGCCAGCUGUGAAAUCCGAGGUCCUGCCACAGGAGAUGUUGAAGAGGAUGGUGGUUUAUCAGACAGCAUUCAGACAAGAUUUCCGGAAAUAUGAGAAAGGCUUUGACCCCUACUCCAUGUUCACCCCAGAGCAGAUCCUAGGGAAGGAUGUCCGGCUCCUGCGCAUCAAGAAGGAGGGAUCCUUAGACCUGGCCCUGGAAGGUGGCGUGGACUCCCCCGUCGGGAAGGUGGUUGUCUCGGCUGUGUAUGAGGGGGGAGCUGCUGAGCGACAUGGUGGCAUUGUGAAAGGAGAUGAGAUCAUGGCGAUCAAUGGCAAGAUCGUGACCGACUACACCCUGGCUGAGGCAGAGGCCACCCUGCAGAAGGCCUGGAAUCAGGGCGGGGACUGGAUCGACCUCGUUGUUGCCGUCUGUCCCCCCAAGGAAUACGACGAUGAGCUCUCUUCUCUUCCCUCCUCUGCAGCAGAAAGCCCCCAGCCAGUCCGAAAGCUCCUUGAAGACCAUACUCCCGUGUACAGACACGGGUUCCUCCUGCAGCUGGAGCCCACGGUGAAUAGGUGGCCUCAGGGCCCCAUCUGUCCAUGCUGCGUGCAGUGGCCAUGUGCUGCCCACGUUGCUGGCAGGUUCUUUGGACUGGCAUCUGGAGGGGACAUGAGGCACACUGCCCCUGAAGUGCCUCCGGGGUCUGCUGUCCGUCACUCUGAAACUCUGUGGAACUCAAGACCCUCCCACUCAAGGGAGUGUGCAAAACCUAGUCUGGAGCACUGGGUGGGACCUGGGUGUCCUGAUGCACACAGUCCUUGGGACCUGACCCAUGCAGCACCCAAAUGAACAGGGUGGAGCAUUGAACAUGGCUCCCUGCUGGCACAGAUGGCGCCUGGAGCCAGGUGUGCUGUGCUGGGAGAGAGCCCACGAAGUCCAGUCUGAAUUUCCUCCCAGAGGUGUCCUCACCAAACGUUUCUCCUUUUCCUGGGAAUGCAGCCCUGUUGGGACCCCUGCUUCACCCAGGGAGGGAGUGGAUUCCCUGCUCGGGCAGAGCCAGGGCUGUUGAGAGGUCUUUAAGGCUCGUCCAAAGAACCAGGGUUGGUGGAUUAGAGUUGCUCGUGUCCUGUUGUGCCCUACAAUGGCCUGAGUCCUGCUCAGACCAACUGUCCUUUGCCAUCUCCCUCCUUUGAUGCAGGCUCUAACUGUGGAACACAAGGUAGAUCCCAGCCUUGGAAUGUGUUUCCCACCCUGGGCCAGGUGGCUGUGAAGCUGGUGUUGGAGGUGACCCGAACCCAGAGCUAGCAGCGUCUGGGGCCAAGCCAAGCCUGGACUAGUUGAUUUUUCUGUUACAAAUUUCCAAAAACAUUAGGGCCUCAUGUUCCCAAGACAGCUGGCCUGCUGUACAGUGACAUCUAGGGGUACCUAAGUGACCUGUAUUUUCUGUCACUUACUCUUAGCAAGAGACCCUCCUCUCUUCCUCUUGGUCCUUCCCCCACCCCUGUCCCUGGUGUCUCUGCUAUUUUAUUCCUGGCCUCCUGUGUGCUGUGACUUUGGCUGGUGUGUAACUGCCUGGAGUUGCACCAAGAGGGGCCUCUAGGGAUUGGCAAGGCCUCGUGCUGCCAGGGUGGGGCUUUGCCCUUGGCUGAGUGCCACUCACAAGACCUGCACCUUCCUGGUUUGUUUCCUC
This is a messenger RNA of Ictidomys tridecemlineatus (thirteen-lined ground squirrel), 4330 nucleotides long. The record is from RefSeq and is a predicted model, not a curated record. Lineage: Eukaryota; Metazoa; Chordata; Mammalia; Rodentia; Sciuridae.